Pimephales promelas (fathead minnow) is the source of this 1864-nucleotide messenger RNA. RefSeq names its product E3 ubiquitin-protein ligase TRIM58. The record is from RefSeq and is a predicted model, not a curated record. NCBI's taxonomy places the organism in Eukaryota, Metazoa, Chordata, Actinopteri, Cypriniformes, Leuciscidae. Gene Ontology annotation, molecular function: zinc ion binding; protein binding.
GCUCAGAACAAGCUAUACCAGUAACCGCUCUGAUAUCCCUCAGUUCUCAAAGUCAACACGCAGAACUGACUUCAUUAAGAACCUGUAGACAUGUCUCUAAGUAAACCCGAGGAGCGUCUUGCUUUGGAGUUGAGCUGUCCGAUCUGUUUGCAGCUGUACCGUGAUCCCGUAACCCUUCCUUGUGGACACAAUUACUGCCUGGGUUGCAUACAAAAUGCUGCGCACGCAGAAGAUCCCAAUUCCCCGAAACGUUGUCCGGAGUGCAGGGAAGAGUACGGCAGCCCGGAGACUCUUCCCAAGAACUUCAAGCUCAACGGUAUCGUGGAUGGGUUCCUGGCGGCCACUUCGGGCGGCGGACUGAGAGGGGGCACGACGGUGCCAUGCGACCAUUGCCUGGAUGAUCCAGUGGCUGCGGUGAAAUUCUGCACACGAUGUGAAAUGUCAUUGUGCCCCAGCCACCUCAAGAAACACGAGGAACGGCACAGAUCACUGCACGUCUUAGUGGGACUGCCAGCAGAACGGGAUGGGAAGAGGUGCCCGGUGCACUUGAAGGUCACGGAGUACCUUUGCGUGCAGGAGCGCCUGUUCCUCUGCUCCGAGUGCUUGAUGGAGGGCACGCACCAGCACCACGAGGUGCAGACGUUCGAGGUGGCGAAGGGGGAAAUGACGAGAAUUCUUGAGAAACUGGGGAAGUCUGUGUCUGACAAGCUACAGAUGACAGACGCUCUGGUGAAAAGCGCCAACGCAGGACCUCGGGACAAGGCCGAAGAUAAGCUGGUGGCCAGGGCAAACAUCCUGCUGGACAACAUGACUUCACUCAUCACUACAUACAAGAGUCGUAUGAGCACCGAGAUGGACGACGAGCUUCAUAAGCGAGACAAAAGCUGGCAGGCCAGUCUAUGCGAUUUGGAGAGUUGUCUACACCAGCUGCAGGAAGCCCAGCAGUGCACCAGCGAGGUUCUCAAUCAAUCCUCAGAGUUUCUCUUCAUCCAGAACUACCUCACCGUUGAAGCAAGGGUCCGCCAGGCUGCUAACGUCACCAUUCCCGGUCUACCUUCCCAAGAGUCCUCCGAUGCCAAGCACCUGCGCGCUCUCCUACGUACAGACGCCUUCCACGUCGAGAUGAGUCUUCUGUUGGAGUGCCUCCAUGGCAUAAUGAACCCUCUAGACCUGACCUUCAACCCAGCCACGGCCAACGCCAGCCUUCUGCUGUCCACCGAUCUCAAAACAGUCAAGCAGUGUGCAGGAGUUAAGAGCAGUAAUGCUGGAGAUAACAGCGAGCGCUUCUCCUCGGCCAGUCAGGUCUUGUGCUCGCAGGGUUUCUCCACCGGAGUUCACAUGUGGGCGGUGGAGGUCGGCCCUGGGUGUGCGUGGUCUGUGGGACUGUGUUAUAAAAGCAUGCCACGUAAAGGUGACCACAGCAGGCUGGGGCAUAACACCAGCUCUUGGAGGUUGCAGUGGAAGAGCAAGAAGCUGACGGCGUGCCAUGACUCGGCUAAUGUGGCCGUGGGUGACGGGCUGAUCGUGCCGCCAAAGAAGGUCGAAGCGACCCUGGAUUACGAAGGAGGAACUAUUGCAUUCCACAGCUCAGGUCAGGGAGGCCGAAAGCAGCAUCUUCAUACAUUCAGUGCCGUGUUUAAGGAUGCAGUGUACCCUGCGUUUGGGAUCCACUCUACCUCAGAAGAUUCGUGGAUAACUCUUUUGAGUGGAGUUUAACUAACACGGACAUGCUUUCAUUGUGUAAAAUUCUUGCCUCAUUCUCUUCAUCCCUUUAUUCCUUAUGCAUUAGCAUAGACAUAUACACUAGACCUCACCUUGGAUAUGGCAGUUCAUUAGAACGAAUGCGUCAAUAGAGCCGCCGUCU